Molecule: messenger RNA, 3673 nt
Organism: Meriones unguiculatus (Mongolian gerbil)
Lineage: Eukaryota; Metazoa; Chordata; Mammalia; Rodentia; Muridae
Gene: Cul2
Product: cullin 2
Exons: 21
Coding region: 195-2528 (777 amino acids)
Biological process (GO): protein ubiquitination; SCF-dependent proteasomal ubiquitin-dependent protein catabolic process
Cellular component (GO): SCF ubiquitin ligase complex; Cul2-RING ubiquitin ligase complex
Molecular function (GO): ubiquitin protein ligase binding
Source: RefSeq, a predicted model, not a curated record
GCGGUGGCCGGCCGGGGAGGUGGCCUCGGCGCACAGUAAUGGCAGCGCUGUGAGCCGGGGAACGCGAGCUGACAGCCGCCGCCGCCCACCCUCCAAGCCGGGGGCUUCGUCCUUCACGCCUGCGGGUUGCCUCCCUCCCCGGGCCCCUGUCCUCGCCCUGCUUUUGCAGAAGGUUUCAACACUAACCUCGCACAAUGUCUUUAAAACCAAGAGUAGUGGAUUUUGAUGAGACGUGGAACAAGCUCCUAACUACCAUCAAAGCUGUUGUUAUGUUGGAAUACGUUGAGAGAGCAACGUGGAAUGACCGAUUCUCAGAUAUCUAUGCUUUAUGUGUGGCCUAUCCUGAACCACUUGGAGAAAGACUUUAUGUGGAAACAAAGAUUUUUUUGGAAAAUCACGUUCGGCAUUUGUACAAGAGAGUUCUGGAGUCUGAAGAGCAAGUGCUUGUUAUGUAUCAUAGGUAUUGGGAGGAAUACAGCAAGGGUGCCGAUUAUAUGGACUGCUUAUAUAGGUAUCUCAAUACCCAGUAUAUUAAAAAGAAUAAAUUGACAGAAGCCGAUUUACAGUACGGCUAUGGUGGAGUAGAUAUGAAUGAACCACUUAUGGAAAUAGGAGAGCUAGCAUUGGAUAUGUGGAGGAAGUUAAUGGUUGAACCCCUUCAGAACAUCCUCAUCCGAAUGCUGCUCCGAGAAAUUAAAAAUGAUCGUGGUGGAGAAGACCCAAACCAGAAAGUAAUCCAUGGGGUUAUUAACUCCUUUGUUCAUGUUGAACAGUAUAAGAAAAAAUUUCCCUUAAAGUUUUAUCAGGGAAUAUUUGUGUCUCCUUUUCUGACUGAAACAGGAGAAUAUUACAAGCAAGAAGCUUCAAAUUUAUUACAAGAAUCAAAUUGCUCACAGUAUAUGGAAAAGGUUCUAGGUAGAUUAAAAGAUGAAGAAAUUAGAUGUCGAAAAUAUUUGCAUCCAAGCUCGUAUACUAAAGUGAUACAUGAGUGCCAGCAGCGGAUGGUGGCAGACCACUUACAGUUCUUACACGCGGAGUGCCACAACAUCAUUCGGCAAGAGAGAAAGAACGACAUGGCAAAUAUGUACGUCUUACUCCGAGCUGUGUCCACUGGCUUACCUCAUAUGAUCCAGGAGCUGCAGAAUCACAUCCAUGACGAGGGCCUUCGAGCUACCAGUAACCUUACUCAGGAACAUAUGCCAACACUAUUUGUGGAAUCAGUUUUGGAAGUACAUGGUAAAUUUGUUCAACUUAUCAACACAGUUUUGAACGGUGAUCAGCAUUUUAUGAGUGCUUUAGAUAAGGCCCUUACAUCUGUUGUAAAUUACAGAGAACCCAAGUCUGUUUGCAAAGCACCUGAAUUGGCUCUUACAUCCUCUCUAAGUGACCUCUGUGUUGUCACCUUUGAAGUGUCUUUCCAAAGGGUCCUUUGUAAGAAUUAUUACCACUUUCUUUUUGAGCUUGCUAAGUACUGUGACAACUUGCUAAAGAAGUCAGCCAAGGGGAUGACUGAGAAUGAAGUAGAGGACAAGCUCACCAGCUUCAUCACUGUUUUCAAAUACAUCGAUGACAAAGACGUUUUUCAGAAGUUCUAUGCAAGAAUGCUAGCAAAGCGUCUAAUUCAUGGGCUGUCUAUGUCAAUGGAUUCUGAAGAGGCCAUGAUCAAUAAAUUAAAGCAAGCCUGUGGUUAUGAGUUCACCAGCAAGCUGCAUCGGAUGUACACAGACAUGAGUGUGAGUGCUGACCUCAACAACAAGUUCAACAAUUUCAUCAGAAAUCAAGACACGGUGAUAGACUUGGGGAUUAGUUUCCAAAUAUAUGUCCUUCAGGCUGGUGCAUGGCCUCUCACUCAGGCUCCUUCAUCCACAUUUGCGAUUCCCCAAGAGUUAGAAAAAAGUGUACAGAUGUUUGAAUUGUUUUAUAGCCAGCAUUUCAGUGGAAGGAAGCUGACGUGGUUACAUUAUCUCUGUACAGGUGAAGUUAAAAUGAACUAUUUGGGAAAACCAUAUGUAGCUAUGGUUACAACUUACCAAAUGGCAGUGCUUCUUGCCUUUAACAACAGUGAAACUGUCAGCUACAAAGAACUUCAAGACAGCACCCAGAUGAAUGAAAAGGAGCUAACCAAAACAAUCAAAUCAUUGCUUGAUGUGAAAAUGAUUAACCACGAUUCAGAAAAGGAAGAUAUCGAUGCAGAAUCGUCAUUUUCAUUAAAUAUGAGCUUCAGCAGUAAAAGAACAAAGUUUAAAAUUACUACGUCGAUGCAGAAAGAUACACCACAAGAACUGGAACAGACUAGAAGUGCUGUAGAUGAGGACCGGAAAAUGUAUCUUCAAGCUGCUAUUGUUCGUAUCAUGAAAGCGCGCAAGGUGCUUCGGCACAAUGCCCUCAUUCAAGAGGUGAUCAGCCAGUCAAGGGCCAGGUUCAACCCCAGCAUCAGCAUGAUUAAGAAGUGCAUAGAAGUUCUGAUAGACAAGCAGUACAUUGAGCGCAGCCAAGCAUCUGCAGAUGAGUACAGUUAUGUUGCGUGACACCCUCUCCUGGUGUGGGUGUGAGGUCAUCGCCGUCACCAUUCGGUGUGCUUCUGUGGGAAAAAGCAGGCCUGUGCCUCCAUACUUUGGUCAUUUGGCAGCCCCCGUUUUUCUGCUGUUUACAACAUCACCAGUGCCACGUCAUGAGCAUCAAAGAAAAUGCCUAGAGAUAUUUCAAGCUCAUGUCAUUAUGACAUUUCUUAAAACUUUAUUAAAAGAAUGAGUGAAGUAUUGCUGAAAUGUGGAAUUUGGUUGGGUACCAUGCUUUCUCCCCUUCACGUUUGCAGUUGAUGUGUUUUUUUUUUUUUUUAAUGUAUCUUAAAAGGACAUAAAAUAAAAACUUAAAUAUUGUAAUAUGACAGAUAACCUAAUAAUUGUAUCUACAUUAAAAUGACAAACAUGAUGUUGCUGCUUGUCAAAUAAAAAAAAAAUAAAGAAACCAUGCCUUUUCUAUGUCAUGGAAUAUCAGGUUGGACAGAAACAGGGCACUUGUAAAUGCCUGUGAGUCAUCUAAGCACCUACAGCAUUCUGUCUCGACGAUGAAGUUACACGGGCUCCUGUUUAACCAUCAGUUAAAACUUCCAGGUUUUUGUUUUUGAAUACGUAAAGUUGUAUUUGGUGUAAAAAAUGCUCUUUGUGAAUUUGAGCUAAAUGGCAUAAGCAACUUUUGCAUUUUGAGGAUGUAAUUCCAUCAGUGGCUUUGGUGAUGUGCAACACCACAGAAACGGAGCAGUGGCUACUGUGCAGUGACAUCAGCCUGGCAGAGAAAGGACUGCAUCGACAUGAUGGCUAAUGCUUAUCUCCCAGAGGUAUGGGAGGCUGUGGUUACAGUGACUUCCUGCUCUCCCUGCCUGUUGCUGGCACCCCUUCUCCAAUGCAGGUGACUCCCCAUCAAAAGUUGAUAGCGGUGCCCCUCAACACGCUGGUGUAUUGUGCCAGGCACCUUGUAUAGGGACAUGAAAUUUCAUCCACUUGUUUAUUGUAGAUAACAGGGGCAUCAACAUACUCUGGUCUAUCAUAUUAUCCAUCUGCCAUCCCCAUGUCAUAUUGCUGUUUUAAACCAGAGUGUUUAUAUCUCUAACAGAUAAGGCCUUAAACCCACAAUAAUAUAAUAUUCUGAACAAAUAAACAGUACUUAAUUUACA